Messenger RNA from Betta splendens (Siamese fighting fish), 1921 nucleotides. RefSeq names its product ZPR1 zinc finger (gene zpr1). The transcript has a single exon. NCBI's taxonomy places the organism in Eukaryota, Metazoa, Chordata, Actinopteri, Anabantiformes, Osphronemidae. The coding region runs from base 184 to 1518 and encodes 444 amino acids. Gene Ontology annotation, cellular component: cytoplasm; nucleus. The record is from RefSeq and is a predicted model, not a curated record. Gene Ontology annotation, molecular function: zinc ion binding.
CCGCCACCGUCGAAGAAGACGAUGCGGAAGCGACUGUAAACCACGAUGAACUGAAGCGUGUGCGGUAGGAGAGGCUCAGCAGUCGGUUAUCCAGAAAGUUCCACCAAAAGGCAGCGCUGAGGGUGAAGCGACAGAGCAAGUUCGUAGCUUGUCCACACAGCGGAAACACAUUAUACGCAGGACAUGUCGGUUAUUUCCGAGGAAAACGUGCGAGGUGGGAGCGUUUUCAAAGACAUCUGCGCCGACGAUGAAGACGGGCAACCCACGGAGAUCGAGAGCCUGUGCAUGAACUGCUACCAAAACGGUACCACACGCCUGCUCCUCACCAAAAUACCGUUCUUCAAAGAAGUCAUCGUCAGCUCCUUCAGCUGCGCCAACUGUAGCUGGUCCAACACUGAAAUCCAGUCUGCGGGCCGGAUCCAGGACCAGGGCGUCUGUUACACGUUGACGGUCAAGACCAAGCAGGACUUGAACCGGGAGGUGGUCAAGGCAGACAGUGCGACCACCAGGAUCCCGGAGCUGGACUUUGAGAUCCCACCUUUCACGCAGAAAGGGUCGCUUUCAACCGUAGAGGGUCUUUUGGACCGAGCAGUUGCGGGUUUGGAGCAGGACCAACCGGUCAGACGAGCGACUGACCCCGAGGUGUCGGACAAAAUAGAUGAAUUCAUCAGGAAACUAAAGAAGUUGAAAGAGGUUGAAGAUGAGUUCACUUUGGUGAUCGAGGAUCCAUCGGGGAACAGUUUUGUAGAAAAUCCAGUUGCCCCUCAAAAAGAUGAGGCGCUCACCGUGGUCCACUUCAAACGGACCGUCCAACAGGAACAGCAGCUGGGGAUCCGGGCUGAUGAUGACGACGCGCUUGGGGAACCAGCAGGCAAUGACCUGGACACCAUGAGAGGCGAGGUUCUAGUCUUCAACACCAACUGUCCAGAAUGCAACGCCCCCGCGUCGACCAACAUGAAGCUCGUCCAGGUCCCUCACUUCAAAGAGGUCGUCAUCAUGGCCACUAACUGCGAGAGCUGCGGCCAUCGGACCAAUGAGGUGAAGUCCGGCGGUGCCACGGAGGAGCUCGGCACCAGGAUCACCCUGCACGUCACCAGCCCUUCAGAUAUGACCCGAGACCUGCUCAAGUCGGAGACGUGCUCCGUCAUCAUCCCAGAGCUGGAGUUUGAGCUGGGCAUGGCUGCGCUGUGCGGCAAGUUCACCACACUGGAGGGGCUGCUGAAUGACAUCAAAGAGCUGACUGUGUCCAAAAACCCCUUUUUCUGCGGCGACAGCAGCACCAGCGAUCGGCUGCAGAAACUGGGCGAGUUCGGACAGAAGGUGGACAAGGUUAUCGCAGGUGAACUGCACGUCCACGUGGUCCUGGAUGACCCAGCUGGCAACAGCUAUCUGCAGAACGUGUAUGCUCCAGACCCAGACCCCGAGAUGACCAUAGAGAAGUACACGCGCUCCUUUGAGCAGAAUGAGGAGCUCGGUCUGAACGACAUGAAGACAGAGGGGUAUCAGACUGAAGACUGAAGGAGCACCGGCAACAAGGACUAAGACAGAUGAGAGUUUAAAAGGCCAUGUCAAUCACCCAGUGUAUUCUUGCUCCAUAUUUUCAGCUACAUUGGUUUAUUAUUAGUUUUCAUAGCUUUUAAUUUAUACACUGGUCUCAUGGCUGUUUCCAUCCGUAGAAGGAUUAAUGAGAAGAAUCCUAAGUUGUAUAAAUGUGCAGCGAGCAGAAAUCAAACCUACAGAGUAGCAGGGAUCCUACUGUUUAGACAAGUCAAGUGUGUUCUUGUGGCAUCCCAAAAGGUGGCGCUCUGUAAUCUCUUAUUAAAGGUUUUUUAUUUUUCAAAGGGACCACAUGCUGCAAGACGAAUUAAGCUUUUUAUGCACAUGAGAGCAUGACAUCUAAAUAAAGUCAUAUCUAAAAGAU